Messenger RNA from Bufo bufo (common toad), 3847 nucleotides. RefSeq names its product WD repeat domain 24 (gene WDR24). The transcript has 10 exons. The record is from RefSeq and is a predicted model, not a curated record. Gene Ontology annotation, biological process: positive regulation of TOR signaling. The coding region runs from base 412 to 2775 and encodes 787 amino acids. Lineage: Eukaryota; Metazoa; Chordata; Amphibia; Anura; Bufonidae. Gene Ontology annotation, molecular function: protein binding.
GGUGUCAGGUGUGAGCCUGUGAGUGUCCCGUGUUCCCGGGUGGACAGUGGCCCUGGCGGGGUGUGGUCAGUGACCGGUGACCCGGGUUCUGUGCCUCCUCUCCCGGGGUUAGUGGCCAGACACGGCGGGUGCACGCUCCUUUUGCUUCCCUCCUGCAACUUUCUCCUUGUUUCCAGCCGCAGGCGGCGCCGUCCUGGUUGUUAUUUGUAGAGAACCUCGUCUCCCAGAGAUGUCCGCACAGGUCCUGUUCUUCGGAGGGUCUGUGUAGUUUCUGUACCAGAGGUGGCUCCUCGCCGGAACGUCCGUCGCGCUUGCGGAGCAGCAUGGUCUUUCUCACCGCUGGUCUGUAGAACCGCUCUUGUGGAGACCCUCAGCGGCGUUUGGAAGGGGGCCAGCGGCCGGGUACCCGCCAUGGAGAAGAUGGCGAGGGUCACCACGGCCCUAGGCGGUAACACCCUGACAGGGCGCACCAUGUUCUGUCACCUCGAUGCCCCCGCCAACGCCAUAAGCGUCUGCCGCGAUGCCACCCAAGUGGUGGUGGCCGGUCGUAACAUCUUCAAGAUCUACUCCAUGGAGGAAGACCACUUUGUGGAGAAGCUGAACCUGAGAGUGGGCCGCAAGACGUCCCUCAAUUUCAGCUGUGCCGAUGUGGUGUGGCAUCAGAUGGAUGAAAACCUUCUGGCCACGGCUGCCACCAAUGGCGUGGUGGUGACAUGGAACCUGGGCAAGCCGUCCCGGAACAAGCAGGACCAGCUCUUUACCGAGCACAAGAGGACGGUGAAUAAAGUCUGCUUCCACCCCACCGAGGUCUACAUGCUGCUCAGCGGCUCCCAGGACGGAUUCAUGAAGUGCUUCGACCUCCGGAAGAAGGACUCGGUCAGCACCUUCUCAGGUCAGUCGGAGAGUGUGAGGGACGUCCAGUUCAGCAUCCGGGACUACUUCACCUUCGCCGCCACCUUUGAGAAUGGAAACGUCCAACUCUGGGACAUCCGAAGGCCGGACCGAUUUGAGCGCAUGUUUACCGCCCAUAACGGCCCGGUGUUCUGCUGUGACUGGCACCCUGAGGACAGGGGAUGGCUGGCCACUGGCGGGCGUGAUAAGAUGGUGAAAGUGUGGGACAUGAACACCAACCGGGCCAAGGAGAUCUACUGCGUACAGACCAUCGCCUCCGUCGCCCGGGUGAAGUGGCGUCCUGAGAGGAAGUACCACCUCGCAACAUGUUCCAUGAUGGUGGACCAUAACAUCUACGUGUGGGACGUCCGCAGGCCUUUCAUACCGUUCGCUACUUUCGAGGAGCACAAGGACGUGACGACGGGCAUCGUAUGGCGCCACCUCCACGACCCGUACUUCCUGCUCUCGGGAUCUAAGGACAGCACCUUGUACCAGCACAUCUUUAGAGACGCCAGGAGGCCGAUAGACCGCGCCAAUCCCGAAGGCCUCUGCUACGGGCUGUUCGGAGAUUUGGCUUUUGCAGCCAAGGAAAGCCUGAUUUCUUCCUCCUCCUCCUCCUCCCAGGACUCCAAUAGGAAACCCUACGACAGGCGGCACCCGAUCUUCUUCUUGAGGAAGCAAGACCCCAUGGAGCAAUUUGAGAACAUCUCCAGUGGUCUGAUGGUAUUUGAGGCGGGGGGCGAGGACAUGGGCUGGUUCGUGGCCACGGCGGAGAGGUACGCUCUGGCCGGGAAGCCUCUGGCGGAACUUUGUGAUCACAAUGCAAAAGUGGCUCGAGAACUGAACAGAUGGCAGGUUGCUCAGACGUGGACGAUGCUGGGAAUCAUCUACUGCAGCCCGGGCACCGUGCCCCCCACGAAUCUCAACCACAGCCUGGGCAAAAGCAGCAGCUCGCAGCCCGUUCUGAACAGCUUUAUCCAGAAGGACAUGCCAGCGGGGGUGGGCAGCGAGGCUUGGCUGGAACACAGCAAAGGAGACAGCCGGGCGGACAGCAUACUGAUGGACUCCGCAGCCAUCACUAAUGAGGAGAACGAGGAGACAGAGGGCAGUGACGUUCCUGCUGACUACCUCCUGGGGGACGUGGAGGGAGAUGAGGAUGACCUGUACCUGGUGGACCAUGAUCAUCCGCACCCUGAGGAUCAGGAGUAUAUUCUUCCCCAGGAAGGUUUUCCCUUGCGUCACGAGAUUACAGACACCCCUUCGGCUCUGGACCACCUGCAGGAUAAGGCGGACUCUCCCCACGUGAGCGGCAACGAGGCUGAGACAGUGUCCCUGACUCCAGUAGAGUCUUUCUCCCUCAUCUCCAUCUCCCAUGCCUUGUAUGAGAACAGGCUUCCUUCUGACUUCUUCAACCCCACCGUGCGGGACAUGUUGUGUUACUACGCCGAGCAGGGAGACGUGCAGAUGGCGGCCUCUGUCCUCAUUGUGUUGAGAGAUCGAAUCCGCAAGGAGAUCGAUGAGCAGAUGCAGGAACACUGGUUCACCUCUUACAUCGACCUACUCCAACGCUUCAAGCUGUGGAACGUCUCCAACGAAGUGAUCAAACUGAGCACGUCCAGCGCCAUCAACUGCAUGAACCAGGCCUCCACCACCCUCCACAUCAACUGCAGCAACUGCAAGCGACCCAUGAGCAACACGGGCUGGAUCUGCGAUCGAUGCCGGCAGUGCGCCAGUAUGUGUGCCGUGUGCCACCAUGUGGUGAAAGGCCUGUUUGUCUGGUGCCAGGGCUGUGGGCACGGUGGCCACCUUCAACACAUUAUGAACUGGAUGCAGACGAACUCCCACUGUCCGGCCGGCUGCGGUCACCCCUGUGAAUACAGCUGAGCGUAGGGUUCGUAUAUCGAAGCUCAUUGGCGCCCUCCGGUGUGUACUGGCAGCAUGGCAAGAGAUUUUCCCAUUCUUGGCUUAUUCAGAUGAGCCCUAGUUCUGUCGGAUAAAAACAUCCGAUGUUUUCCAUCCGCGUCGAAUCAGGAUCGUUCUGGAAGUCAGUUGGUUCCGUCCGCAUGGCAUCAGUACACCAUCCGUUUUUCAUGUGUGUGAAAAAUAAAUGACCGCCUGCCCAGCGUUUCUAGCAGCCAUCGGGGAAAAAUGGACCACACGUGGAUUGCGUCCGUUUGCUGUCAAGAUUUUUUCCACUGAGCCAUCGUGAAAAACGGACAGUGAUGGAACGUGCUGCAAUCUCUGAACGAACCGACGGUCUGUUAAAAAGAAAGUGACGUGAAUUGUCCGGAGUCUUGUUCUGCUCCCGGGAAGCAUCUGGACGGGACAGACAUUCAGCACUGAGCUUCACAUAUUGGUACGUCCUGUCCCCCCCCAACUCUAAUCUUAAUAUUGGUUUAUACUCGGAGUGAUAGCCGCCAUCAGUGUGCUUCCUGAGCCUGCCAGGAGAUGGCGCUUCUAUCAGUGAGUCCCUUUUCAUUCAUGUUACCUGCUACAUCCGGGGUCUACACUGCAGAGUCGGGAACCCCCUGCCCUCAUGUGAUGUCCCCGGGAUGAAGGGCGCAGUGGCCCCUUGUGUCUAGUCACCGCAGGGUCUUCUAGCUGCCCCGGCAGAGAGUAGGAGCUAGGACCCAGCAGGUGCAGGGGCAGGUCAGUGAGUGGUUUUCUUAUUUUUUAAGGGUCACAAGUUGACAUCUAAGACGUCUGAAGGCCUUAAUAUAAUAAUCUGUAUAAAUAAUAAGAAGUCAUUCUCCAGAACAUGCAGCGUCUCAAAGGUUACAUCACCUGUCUCUGCCCCGGGUCCCAAAUGUCACCAUCACUCUCAUCCUUUCUCACCCCUCUCUCUCUCUCUUCCCCUGCUCUGUCUCCCUCUUUGCUCUGACCCUCCCUUUCUUUUUCUCCUUUUUAUUCCUUCUUCAGCUCUUCCUUACACUCAUUCUUUCGUCUUACACUAUCU